Scleropages formosus (Asian bonytongue) is the source of this 2054-nucleotide messenger RNA. RefSeq names its product PHD finger protein 24 (gene phf24). Lineage: Eukaryota; Metazoa; Chordata; Actinopteri; Osteoglossiformes; Osteoglossidae. Gene Ontology annotation, cellular component: nucleus; cytoplasm. Gene Ontology annotation, molecular function: transcription corepressor activity. The transcript has 9 exons. The record is from RefSeq and is a predicted model, not a curated record. Bases 60 to 1355 code for a protein of 431 amino acids.
CGCCUGUGAGUCGGAUAAGGAGCCUCAAGUGGAGCACCGCAGUCCGAACUCCUCCAGAUAUGGGUGUGUUGAUGUCAAAAAAGCAGCAGGUGGAGAAGGUGCAGAAGUGCAGCGCGGUGGUUUCUGCUUUCAAAGAGGGUCUGAAGGACCGCCCGCCUCAGGCUCGCUGCCCCGAGAACACAGGGGAGCCCGAGGACAAGUCGGUCGAGAGGCCUGCUGCACCCGCACCCUCGGGGAAGGAGGAAGACGAGGGCCAGGUACAGGAAGGAAGUAAACAAGCAUCCACUUCCCAGCAGGCCUCUGCAUCACUGAAGGAAGAAGACAACAGAAUCAAUCAGGAGGCGUGGUCAAGGCUGCGUGAUGGAAAAGGGGUGGAGCCAGAAGACCUAGACAAAGCCAAUCAGCUUACUCGUCCCGCGUUUGUGCGACCCAAGAGGGAUGCCGGUGAUGACCAACCCGUGGACAUAGCGCUGGGGCAGAGGGAGCAGCCAGUGAACGAUGAGAUGUGUGAGAUUUGUGAGGUGUGGACAGCCGAUGACCUUUUUCCUUGCCGGAGUUGCUCUCGGGUCUUCCAUGAUGGCUGUCUCAGAGAGAUGGGCUACCUUGGAACAAGUGCCCUGAAGGAGAUGCGGGAGGCAGCUCACACUGCCACCGGCUGGAGCUGCUACUACUGCGACAAUGUGAACCUCCUUCUCACGGAUGAGGAGAUGCAUAGCCUCACAGAAACCUUCAAAGAAUGCAAGAUCAUUCCAGAAUCCUGCCUGGGAUCAGAUGAGUUCCUGCAGUACAAGAACUUUUUGUCCAAGCAGCUCUUUGAGAAGGACCUCAUGGAUGAAAAAGAGGAGGAGAUGCUGGCUCAGUUCUCAGCCCUUGACCCAGAAAAGAGGGGCCAGAUUGAGUGGACUGACUUCCUGUACCAUGAGUCUCUGGAAGUGCUCAAAAAGUUCCGCUCCCAGAACUCUCUGGUGCGACUCCUGACUGCUAAAGAGCGGGACAGAGCACGAUCUGUGUUCUUGAGUUUGGACCAGGACAAGGAUGGCCUUGUUCUCAGUGGGGAGACCCGGAAAGCCCAGCAGUCCUGGUUCCAGAAAAACACCAAGGAGACGCAGUCCUGCAAUGUCAGACUCAUGGGAUUGUGUUCCCCUGUAUCAAAUCUAAGCAUCAGUCAUGUUGGGCCCAUAUCAGAGAACAGCCCUGCGAGUUCUGCAAGUGAAAAGAGUCGGGAGAAGACCUCGAUCACCAGUGGGAAAGACGACAACAGACAGCUGAGCUGGCCUGAGUUCCUAAAGGAGAGUGCCAUCUUUAUUCUGGCUGCCCGUCCAAACAGCCCCGCUGUGCACCUCCGCCCGCUAUAGCCCUGGAGUCACUCAAGUCCUUGGAAAGAGGCAGAGAAAUGAGGGAAAGAGAGCAAGAGGGAAGUGAAGGGGGCCUCGCGGUCUGAAAAAGAGCCAUAGUAAAGCACUGCUCAUUGAGGAUAUACAGGUACAGUUCAGGCACACGUAUAUACUUCCGUCUAAAACACACAGGGACCGACACGCACGCUGACGUUCAUCCAAAGACGGCUCAAUCGUAGGCCAGCUGCAGAGAGCACUGGCACCAAACAGGAGCAAAAGCCAGAAGCAAAAUUAAAUACACCUAUACAGUAUUUAUUGUACUUAUCCCCAGGUAAUGGGCAGCACAGUUCAUUUUUUUUUUUUUUCCAGAGCACUAACUCAAGAAAUACAGCUAUUUAAAUGGACUUGCGAAAAUAACGUGUUUAACAUUUAUCCUGUGAAUGCGGUAACAGUUAUUUACCUAAGAACUUGAACAGCAGGCUAGCACCCCUGUGCAGUGAAGCUUACUGCGAGGAAAGCCUCUGUAGGAAUGGAAAUGUCAGUUACACUUCUAUUAGAUACUCUAGAAAUGGCACAACUGAAUAUAAGGUAUAUAUUAUGGAUGUUGUUUGCCCUAAUUUAUUUUGCUUUUGUGCAUCUGAAAGGAACUCAUUUGUAAAACCAGUACUGCAAUAUUUUAAGUAAUGCAUUACUUAUUCAAUAAAAUACUCCAUGCAUCAG